Messenger RNA from Chionomys nivalis (European snow vole), 3301 nucleotides. RefSeq names its product disks large homolog 5-like. The record is from RefSeq and is a predicted model, not a curated record. Lineage: Eukaryota; Metazoa; Chordata; Mammalia; Rodentia; Cricetidae. The transcript has 6 exons. Bases 448 to 1206 code for a protein of 252 amino acids.
CCGUUAAGCUUCUGGGCUCCUUCAAUACGAAGGAACCUCUACCUCUGUCCCAGCCGCCGCCAAGGAGCUGCCGCCUAUCGUCGGUCACCGCCAAGGCGCAGAGCUGCCCGCGGGUGAGCCCGGGAAGCCGACCGGUGAGGGCUCAACCUAGUUGAGGGAAGUCUGGGCAUCUGAGGAGCGGUCGCGCUCAUCAGACUCUCCGCCUGGGUUGCCCGAGGCCAUGCGCGAGAUGGGUCAGGCAAGAGCAACGCGGGUGGUGGACCCUUCUACCUAGCAUCCGUGGCCAGGGGUGACUGGCGCGGCCGCGGAUCCCAGCCUCCAUGGAUAAGCGUUCUCCAGCGACCAUCUUCAGUGGCUCCUGCUGGGACUUUCCUCUGAUGGACAGGUGCUCGGCGGGGACAUCGCAGGAAAGAGCUCCCUGGUACAGUGGAUCAGUCAGAUGCUGCUAUGGAGCCCAAAUCCCACCCAAUGCUCCUCACCAAGAAGCAGAUGGCUGAGAAAGUGGAGAGGCUGACCACGGAGCUGCAGCUGAUCACCAGCCAAAGAAAUGAGCUGCUGGAUCACCUGAGCCUCAUCAGUGAGGGAACCGUAGACAACAGACCAUACCACAAGUCAAAUAAUUCCUAUGAAGGGCUGAAAUUGGAUCAUACAGAGAUAAUGUCAGAACUGAACACCUUGGAGAUUGAUUUCACCGAAGCAACAAAGAAGUUCAGUGAGCUGAGAAAGGAGACAAUAUUCUAUCAUGGUCUGCACAGUCGGCUCCUGAUGGAAAAGACUCAGCUGAAGAAGAAGGUUGUCAUACUGAAGCAGGAGAAAAAGAAACUUCUGGAUGAUUGGGCCCUGCUGAAGCGCCACUUGGAGGACAUAAAUGUGAUUUAUAAUGACCAAGAGGAAAACACCAGUGACCUCAAAACCCAGCAACAAGAGGAGUUCAAGAGAUUGGAGGAAAGCCUUCAGUUCCUGCAGAAGCAGAAGGAAAUGGUCACUCAGGAAAAGGACUUGGCAGAAAAGCUGCAGCAUGAUUUUGAGGUCUCCCAGAUGAGGUUCAAAAAUCUUCAGGCUGAACUUGAACAGGCCACAGCCCAGAAUGAGAACCAACUGCAGAAGGAGCUGGUACAGCAAGAGCCACCUGUUGCCCCCCAUUCCCAGCAGCUACUGAAUUCCGGGGAUACAUUUUCUUCCCCAAAUUUGGUGUCUUUUGUGUAAUAGGCCCUAAUUAUGCCUAGCCAGUGACCCAGCAUAGCUGCUUCUGGGCCUUGACACACAUUCAUUCUUGACAAUGCUUUAGUAAGAACUGAGGAAGCCAAGGGAAGUCAUGGACAACAUGUCAUUCUCCCUCCUAGGAUCUAGGCCUCCUCAGAAACGGACGCCCCUUUGUGGCUAUGAACUCAGCAGAGGGGAAAUACCUCACCCUUGGGGAGGACGGGACAUGCAAAGCACAAAAGAAAAAUCGCUGUGCACAUCUUGACAAUGUUGUAACAAUUGGUUACUAUCUUCCUACUGUGUCUCCAAAACAAGCCACAGGUUGUAGGUCUGUUCUGUUCAACCUGCAGCAAGACAAUGCUGCAUAUCUUCAUUUUCUUCAGGUAGUGUGUGUCUUAUUCGUGUGUUUUAUUUGUUGAGACAGGGUCUCAUGUCUCCCCAGCUGUCCUCACACUGACUUUGCAGGUUCACCUUGAGCUCCGAUCAUUCUGCAUCCUCAUCAUGGGUGCUAAGAUUACAAGCGGACAGCAGACGAUCCCGUGGAUUUGUUACGUUUUGAAUAUUCACACAGGCAAAUGCUGAUGGAAAGAAUCCCAUAGUGGCCAGCACCUUGCAGGGUUAGCCUGCUGUAGAACUCAUUCUUCUUCACAGCCCAGCUGACCAAGGGCUAUUUCAGUGUAUAUUAUUUCAACAAAGGGCAGCAAUUCAUCAGAAAGCAUCCCUAGUGUCUCAAAAAAUGCUGCAUGAAUGAGCCAAGGGCUUAUCAUUAAUAGAAUAGAAGUUGUGUAAAAUUCAGAUACUGUUCUGAUGCUCAAGAACUGUGUCAGGCAUUCAUGGAUCAUAUGACCAUCAGAUGAAAGGCAUGUGUACAGAAUGUGCCAACCCAAAAUUAUGCAGAGGCAGCAUGGCACCCUAUAUCCAGUGCAGGGGGGUCAAUUCCAGCCCCUGGUUUAUGAUGAGAUCUUGCUGAGUAUAAAGGGAAGAUAUAUGGGAAUCACCUGUGCUUCGCGUGACAGUAGAACAAAGGGGCAGUACAUCAAAUGGUACCUGCAGGGAGCAUGACCUAAACAUUGCCAGUGUGCCUGCGGCUGAUGAGAAUCAGACCUGGCCCUAAAAGGACAUAAUAUUUCAUAACCUUAUCAAUUUUAAGCUUGAGUUUUCAGGACAAUUCUCAUUUUCUGAUCUUUGCAAGGAAAAGAUCCUCAGAACCGCCGGGCGAUGGUGGCACACGCCUUUAAUCCCAGCACUCGGGAGGCAGAGGCAGGCGAAUCUCUGUGAGUUCGAGACCAGCCUGGUCUACAGAGCUAGUUCCAGGACAGGCUCCAAAGCUACAGAGAAACCCUGUCUCGAAAAACCAAAAAAAAAAAAAAAAGAUCCUCAGAACCCUACAAAUUUUUUCCUCAUGCAGACCUGAUUCCCAGCAGGAGAAUCAUAGUGGAUUAAAGAUUUAUCUUAACCCCAAAGGAAACAGGAAAUGAAGUGAUUUGGGGGCUAUGAGGUGUGUGAAAUAAGCGUGUUUGGUGAAGAGGGGAACUGAUAUUACCUGAAGGUGUAUGUUCCUAAUGGUGGAGCAGGAGAUACUGUGAAGAAAAAAGCAUGAGUUGCUGUAGACUUGUGAAUGAACAGAGGUAAGUGCAUAAGGCUCAGCAGCCCGUUCAGAGCUGAGGAAGUUACACUGGAUACAAACAUGCAUGACUAUGUGCAGGUUGCCUAAGGGAAAUGAGAGAGCUGUGGGGUUCAGGACAAAGCACCAGGGAGACUCAGACUGCUAGAAUCUGUAUGGUACAACAGAAUCGGUGCACAUUAGGAAGAUGAAGUUUCAGAAUGUUUAUGUCCUUAGGAAUGGAAUGAUUGCAGAUGAGGAAAAGCCUUGGCCCAGGUAUACUUAAGAUAUGUCUGCAAAUGGAGGUGUUUGGGACUCCACUCUGCAGUGAGAGAUUGCUGCAUAACUUAAUUUGUCAUUUGUCUUUUUGUUUUUUUUUUUAUUUUUGUUGUUUAGGUUUGGGUUUUGUUAUUUUGAUAUUAUUUGUUCUCGUUCUUGUUUUUCAUAAUUUCCCAGGGCUAUCAUUCACAUUUUUAUAUUGACUGUCCUUUAAAA